AUGUCUCACAACGUAGUUGUCGCUGGUGCCAGCCGAGGAAUCGGUCUCGCUCUCGUAAAAUACACCCUUUUACAAAACGAUAAAUCCCAGGUCGUUGCAGGCGUCCGUACGCCAGCAAAAGCUACAGAACUAGCUGAACUGGCAAAGAACUAUCCCGGCCGUCUUCACAUCUUUACUCUGGAUGUCGACAGUGACGACUCGAUCAAGGCCUUUACGUCAUCAGUCACAGCUGCUUUCCCCAACGGUGUGGAUGUGCUGAUUAACAAUGCUGGUAUUCUGCCUACUCCACGGGCUACCCUUGCUGAAGUACCACGAAAGGACUUCUUGGACGGCUUCAGCACCAAUGCCCUAUCAUCAUACUAUGUAACAGUCGCGCUCCUCCCACUCUUAUCAAAAAGCUCCAACGCCAAAGUAUUAAACAUAUCGUCUCUCAUGGGCUCUAUCCAAGCUACCACCGAAACAAUCGGCUAUGGUGCAUCACCAGCCUACCGUACUUCUAAAGCUGCAAUGAAUAUGUUGUCUGCCACACUGGCCGCUGUAAACCCAGAUGUUACUAUUAUUACCUCUCAUCCUGGCUUGGUACUGACUGAUAUGGCUGCCAGUAUUGGAGUCACUGCCAAAGACUUCCCAAUCGCUAUCACCACCGAUGUCUCUGCUACUUCGCUAUUAAAAGUCGUUGAUGGCUUGACUAAAGCUGACAGUGGUAAAUUCUACAACUAUGAUGGAACUGUCGUGCCCUGGUAA
Synchytrium microbalum is the source of this 744-nucleotide messenger RNA. RefSeq lists its product as uncharacterized. Bases 1 to 744 code for a protein of 247 amino acids. The record is from RefSeq and is a predicted model, not a curated record. Lineage: Eukaryota; Fungi; Chytridiomycota; Chytridiomycetes; Synchytriales; Synchytriaceae. The transcript has 4 exons.